Taeniopygia guttata (zebra finch) is the source of this 2237-nucleotide messenger RNA. It is a transcript of the gene RNF214, whose product is annotated as ring finger protein 214. Gene Ontology annotation, molecular function: ubiquitin-protein transferase activity. Lineage: Eukaryota; Metazoa; Chordata; Aves; Passeriformes; Estrildidae. The record is from RefSeq and is a predicted model, not a curated record.
CCGCCGCCGGAACCGCGGUGCCGCUGACAGCGGCGUCACAUCCGCCGGGGCGCGGGGCGGAAGGGGCGGCGCGGCGGGGGCGCGGGUCGUGCGCUCCGCCCGGUGCCGCUCGCUGCCCCCGGUGCCGCCCGGUGCCCCCGGUGCCGCUCCGCCGGCCCGGCCCAGCCCCGCAGCCGCCCCCAUGGCGCUGGAACAGGCGCAGGUCGACGGCCCCGACCCGCCGCGCCUCUGCGAGCCCGGCCCCGCCGCGCCGCCCGGCAGCGGGAGCCCGCUCUCCGCCCCGGAGAGCCCCGGCGAGCCCGGGCCCGGCGGGGACGGGGAGCCCGCGGCCGGUCCCAGCCCCGGUCCCGGCCCCGGUCCCGGCGGGGAUGCGGAGCCCGGUGCCGGCGGCGCUGAGGCCGCGGGGCAGAGCGGAGCGGCGGCCGAGGAGCCCGAGGAGGAGGCGGCCCCGGGCAGACCCUCGCAGAACAUCGCGGUGCAGACUGACUUCAAGGCGGCUGAUGCGGACGUGAACACGGACCAGGACAUCGAGAAGAACCUGGACAAGAUGAUGUCCGAGCGGGCCUUGCUGAAGGAGCGCUACCAGGAGGUGCUGGACAAGCAGAGGCAGGUGGAGAAUCAGCUGCAGGUCCAGCUUAAGCAGCUCCAGCAGCGGAGGGAAGAGGAGAUGAAAAACCACCAGGAGAUCCUGAAAGCCAUUCAGGAUGUUACGAUCAAGCGAGAGGAGACUAAGAAAAAGAUGGAGAAAGAAAAGAAAGAAUUCCUGCAGAAAGAGCAGGAUCUCAAAGCUGAAAUUGAGAAACUCUGUGAGAAAGGCAGAAGGUUGCUGAAGGAGCAGGAGGAGAAGGAAAACAAGAUUGCCUCUCUGAUCGCAGAGCAGUCUGAUGAGAAGCAGCUGUGGGAGAUGGAGCUGGACAAGCUGAAGAACCAGCACAAUGAAAUCAACAGGAACAUUCUUGAGGAGACAGAGCGGGCCUGGAAAGCAGAGAUCCUGUCCCUGGAGAGCCGGAAGGAGCUGCUGGUGUUGAAACUAGAAGAAGCAGAAAAAGAAGCAGAGCUACACCUCACCUACCUCAAGUCUGCGCCGCCCACGCUGGAGACCAUGAGGCCAAAGCAGGAGUGGGAGAUGAGGCUGAACAGGAUACGUAUGACCAAGCAAAGUGUCCGAGAUCAGUUCAACGACCACAUCCAGAUGGUGAGGAACGGCACGAAGCUGAGCAGCCUGCCCCAGAUCCCGACGCCGACGCUGCCUCCUCCACCUUCAGAAACAGAUUUCAUGCUGACGGCAUUCCAGCCCAACCCCUCCCUGGCUCCCCGGCUGCCCUUCCCCAUCGGGCCGGUCCCCGUGCCCAUGGUCAUGCCGAGCGCCGAUCCCCGGGCGCUGUCCUUCCCUCUGCUGAACCCCGCCAUGCCCAGGCCCAACCAGCCCUCCCCGCCCCUGCCCGCGUCGCAGGGCAGGAGCAGCCCGGUGCUGGCGUCGCUGAUGGGCACGCACGGCCCGCACAUGGCCCCCGCUGCCUCCAUCCCCCCUCCCCCCGGCCUGGCCGUGGGCGCCGCUCCCGACUUCCACCGGCCCCAGCCGGCCGACAAGCUGGAGAAGCUGCUGGAGAAGCUGCUGACUCGCUUCCCACAGUGCAACAAGGCCCAGCUGACCAACAUCCUGCAGCAGAUCAAGACUGCCCGCAGGACCAUGGCCGGCCUGACCAUGGAGGAGCUGAACCAGCUGGUGGCAGCCAAGCUGGCGGAGCAGCAGGAGCGGGCAGCGGCCGGCGCUCAGCCUCUGGGCCGGAUCAGGGCCCCCAUGUUCUCUGCUCCCCUGCCUCAGAUCAGCACGCCCAUGUUCCUGCCGCCGGCCCAGGUCGCGUACCCGGGAGCAGCGUCACACACCCCAGCUGCCUGUAAGCUGUGUCUGAUGUGCCAGAAGCUGGUGCAGCCCGGAGACCUUCACCCCAUGGCCUGCUCACAUGUGCUGCACAAGGAGUGCAUCAAAUUCUGGGCACAAACCAACACAAAUGAUACUUGCCCCUUCUGCCCAAGCCUCAAAUGACGGCUGCUGGGACAACGUGGGCUCCUGGGAGGAGUUGCUGUGAAUAGACAGGAUCAGUUCUAAGAUUUCUACAGUUCUAUAUUUAUACGAUCAUGUAUACACAUGUACAUUUUUAUUAUAUAGGUAAUGUGUGUAUAGAAAGUCUGUAAACAUACAAAUUCAUAAAUAAAGUGUGUAUAUUAUGCAGUGA